AUGGGACAAUCAGUGGCAUCACAAGCAAGUAAUGCUGCGAGUGCGGCCGCAGCCAUCGUCUCUGGCACUGGCGCAGCAGUUGCAUCAGUACAAGCGACAGUCAGCUCUAGCACCCAGCUCUACACCUCCUACAACGACAUCUUGUACGGCAGUGUCAGAGCUGUAGUUUUGUUGAGUAACGCUACUGGCUUCACCUCGUACAGAAGCGACACUAUGGAGAUCGACCUCAACUGGCUGGACUAUCACUCUAGCUACGAUACAUCCGUGGUCCCUGAUGCAUCUACAGCAUGGCACGAGUAUCGUGUCGACUGGCUCCCUGGGGCCACCAAUUAUUACAUUGACGGCCAGCUUGUUGAUAACACAGCUAGCGAGGCGAGCCCUGGCCUUUGGCUGUGGAAUGCUUGGUCAGAUGGCAAUGAUGACUCUGUCUUUCAGAUACGCAGUAUCGAUGCCUACUUCAAUCGAACAUCGGUAAACACAGAUAUCGCUAGUGGAAAUGCUAUCUGUAAGGAAGUCAGUAUUGUUACUGGUGCUACGUCUGCUGUCGGUGCUGCCACCAGUGCUGUUGGAAUCGUGGCGGGAACAACUACUGCUAUUCUCGGUAGUCUUACCAACUCAGCCUCGAGCUUAUCAAUCACCCCAACGCCCACUCCCACAACCCUUACUACCUCGACCCAGGCUCCUUCACUUUCUGCUCAGGCCACUGUCUCUUUCACGACCAUCAACUCAGCUUGGACAGGCAAGACUACAUCAACAACAACUCAACUCAACGGCUUAUCCGCUACUGUCAUCAUCCUUACUCCUGGUGUGGUCCAGACCACUGCUAUGUCUACUUCCAGCUCGGGCGGUUACGUCUACAUGACUUCAACCACUGAUUCGGGAACCUUUACUGCGGUUCAAACCAAGACCUUCCUUCCAACGAUAGGCACAGUAGCUACUGUCCAAAUCGUCUACCCUACUCCCGUCACCACGUGCGGUAAUGUCGGAAUUGCCUACGCCGGCUACACAAAUUCAUUCGCCGGCGGCCAAGCCACCUCGGGCUAUCCCAAAUUCAACCCUACCGUCUACAAAUCCGCCAAACCCUCGCAAACGGGCGUGACAAACUACAUUGCCGAAGUCAACAGUGGCAGCAACAAUGUAGCGUACUACAACCAACAAACCUCUACCCAAAACUGGGUCAUCGAUCACACUUUCUACGUGUUUGCUCGUCAAGAUGGAUACUACAGUUUCAACAUUCCCUACACGGAUGAUAUCCAGAUGGUUUGGUAUGGCGAUAAGGCGGUAUCCGGGUGGACCAGAGGCAAUGCCGAUAUUGUUCAAUUCUGGAGCAGCCAGAUCGCCACGCAGACGCCUCAGACCAUUGCCGUCUACCUUACCACUGGAAGCUAUCUCCCUAUCAGAGUCAUGUUUGCGAACGGAGGAGGUGCUGGAGAGCUGGACUUCAAUAUCUAUGCUCCGGAUGGCAGUGUUUUAUUAGCAUCCAACAGGGGAUUGGGUACGGGAAGCUCGUCGAUCGAUAUUGUACAGUUUCCUUGCAACAGUGCUUUGGGAGCCAAAUUUCCUGCUUGGGGCUCGGAGACUUGA
Molecule: messenger RNA, 1584 nt
Organism: Aureobasidium vineae
Lineage: Eukaryota; Fungi; Ascomycota; Dothideomycetes; Dothideales; Saccotheciaceae
Source: the annotation of a GenBank genome assembly